Molecule: messenger RNA, 7814 nt
Organism: Morone saxatilis (striped sea-bass)
Lineage: Eukaryota; Metazoa; Chordata; Actinopteri; Moronidae
Gene: ccdc88c
Product: coiled-coil domain containing 88C
Exons: 32
Coding region: 548-6436 (1962 amino acids)
Biological process (GO): cytoplasmic microtubule organization; cytoskeleton-dependent intracellular transport
Cellular component (GO): cytoplasm; centrosome
Molecular function (GO): microtubule binding; dynein light intermediate chain binding
Source: RefSeq, a predicted model, not a curated record
CAGGUUGAUGGAGAGAAGGAUAGGAGAGAGGUAGACGUGGUGGAGAUGUAGCAAACAACGGAAACAACAAUUUUAACGCUCUCUGUUUUCUUUUAUCGUGCAUUUGACUUUUCUCUACCUAGUUAACUUUUCUUUUCUUAUUUCACGGCGGUUUCUCCGCUUUACGGUCCGAAUUGUGUAUCCUUGGCAACGCGAACAACUGUCCUGCGAAGUUUGGAUCAAGUGUUGGAGCUUCAGUCAGAGAAAAACAGGACAUUUACCCGCUAAACUAACGGAACCGACCCCGGCGUGCAUGUGAGCGCUUGUGGAACUAUUCCGAUACGUUUCUACCCAUAUUUAACCUGCUGUUUUAUUUUAAACCCGGUGUUUAGGGAAACGGGACAGCGCGAGACAAUAGUGGUGUAGUGAGCUCGUGCAGGGGGGGGGGGCUUUGUUCUGCCCCGUGUGGAGACCCACCGCGAGCCCGCUGCGGAUAUCGAUUGAUUGACCGGUGGAUUUAUGAUUGCUUGCUUAUUGAUACGCGGACUCGGACGCCGUUGGAGCAAACAUGGAUGUGACUCUGUCCGAGUUGCUGGCCACUUUCAUGGAGUCUCCGCUGGUGUUGUGGGUGCGGACGCUGGGUCCACUGGGUUCAAGCGAUGAUGUGGGCUCCGAGGAGCGGGUCAACAUGUUCAUGGAGCUGGUGGACGGCGUUUUCCUGCACAAGAUCAUGACACACAUUGACCCCAGCCCAACCAAUCAGAGGUUGAACAAGAAUGUGAACAAUGACGUGUCGCUUCGCCUUCACAACCUUACCGUUCUCACCAGACACAUCAGGACGUACUACCAGGAGACCUUACAGCAGUUAGUAGUCAUGCCCCUUCCUAACAUCCUCUGCAUCGCCAAGGAUCCCAUAUCAGCUAAGAGCAUGGAGGAUAUGAAAAGACUUUUGUUGCUGAUACUAGGCUGUGCUGUCCAGUGUGAGCGUAAAGAGGAGAUGAUAGAGAAGAUCAAGCUGCUGGACAUAGAGACCCAAGCUGCCAUCGUCUCUCACAUACAGGAGGUGACUCAUAACCAGCUGAAUGUUCUUGACCUGUCCUGGCUGGAGGAAGGAUCAGAGCUCACACAUGACGAACUGGAACCUUUGUCCCGCAACAUGGCUGCGUCGCUACGGCAACUGAUUGACCAGAGAGACAAAGCCAGUGAGGUUAUUGUGGAUCUGACCCAGGAGAGGGACUACCUGUUCAGUCAGCAGCCCCAGGAAGGGUGCAGGAACCUGGGAUUGAGCAGCCCAGAACGUGGGAAGAGUUCUGGAGGUGUGGGAGUGAAUAACGGCGGAUCAUCUGUGAUUGUGCCUGGGCUGACCAAAGAGGAGAAGCAGCAUCUAUCUGUGGAGCUCGCUGAUACCAAGGCCAAGCUGCGCAGAUACAGACAAGAACUGGAGGAGAAGACGGAGCAGCUGAUGGAUUCAAAACAUGAAGUGGAGCGUCUGGAUCAGGAGUUACAGAGACUGAAACAAGAGAACCAGUCGCUGUCUUGCGAGGCUCGUUCGGUCAGAGUGUACCGGGACGAGGUCGACUCUCUGAGGGAAAGAGCGGCCCGGGUCGACCGACUGGAGACUGAACUGAGCAGAUGUAAAGAGAAACUCAAUGAUGUUCACUUCUACAAGACCAGAGUGGAGGAGCUUCGCGAUGACAACUUAACUCUGAUGGAGACAAAGGUGCUGUUGGAGGAGCAGCUGUCAGCUGCCAGGGGGCGCUGUGAUAAACUGCACACGUUGGAGAAAGACAACCUGUUGCUGCGAGCUAAAAUCCACGACCUGGAAAUGGAGAGGGACAAUGAGCGUCGAAGGUUGGAGGAGCUGGUGGAGGAGAACAUGAUGCUGGAGAUUGGACAGAAACAGAGUAUGAACGAGUCAGCUCACCUAGGCUGGGAGUUGGAACAGCUGACCAAGAACCAUGACAACACUAACACAGAGACUCGUAAGUCGCUGGUCCACGAGCUGAACGAGUGCGUUUCCAGCCGGGCAUUGAAGCUGGAGAAGGAGAACCGGGAGCUUCAGGCUUCUAUAGAGAGACUGAAAGAAGAGAACCACCUCCUGCAGGAGCAGCAGCUUCACACACAGGAGCUGGACAGGGAGAACCAAAGCCUCAGCAAGAAGUUGGAGCGUCUCCAGGGUUUAUUGGAUCAGGAGAGACUGACCAAUCAGGACAUGGAGUCUCUGGGAGAAGAAAUACUGAAAGAAAAACAGAGUCUGGAGAAAGAAAUGCACACUCUGAGUGCAGAGAAAGACAGACAGAUCUCAGAGUUGGAGAGCGAGAAGCAGCACCUCUCUGAGGCGGUGGUGUCCCUUCAGGAGCGCGCUCAGUCUAACAAUGUGGCGAGGGUCCGUGAGGUGGAAACAGAAAACCGCCUGCUGCACCAGAACAUCACGGACACCAGCUCCCGAUUGGCCAGCUUAGAAACCCAACUCAAACUAGCCAGUGAGGAGGCAGAGAGGCUGAGGGAGAGGGCAGGGCGGUGUGAAGAGGUGGAGAGAGAGGCGGCAAGGCUAGAGAGGAGCAGGGACGCUCUGAACAGAGAGGUGAGCUCUCUGCGUGCAUGCAGUGAGCGGUCAGAGGCUCUAGAGAAGCAGGUGUCCUCCCUGGAGCAGGAGAUGCACAGACUGAAACGGGAGGCAGAGGAGGCCCAGCAGCGAGUGGGGAGGCACGAGGGGGAGAACAGCUUGCUGUCGAAGGAGAACCUAGAUCUGCGCUGCUCCAUGGAAAACCUGCGCUCCUCAACCGCCCGCCUGGCCACCCUACAGGAGGAGCAUAAAGACGCACAGAGAGAGAUACAGGAGCUGCAGAGGAGGCUGGAGGAGGCCAGAGAGGAGGCACAAGGAGAGAGGAAGAGGGUAGAGAGGCUUGAGCUGAAUGUGACUGCUCUGAACCAGGAGAAGCAUCGCUUGGAGGAGGAAGUGCAGAGGAGCAAAGAGGAAAGGGAAGAGGUAGAGCGAGAGAGUCGGGAUACGCAGACCAGAGAGGAAGAACUGAGAAGGGAAGUCGAAGAACUGAAGCAGGAGCGGAGAAGGAGGGAGGAAACUGACAAGGAGAGGAGGAAGCUCCAGUUGGACCUAGAGCAGUCGGAGAAGGGCAGGAAGCAAUUGGAGAAGGAGAGCUGGAGGAUCAGAACGCUGCUGGAGGGUAAAGAGACAGAGCUGGAGGAGAAAGCCAGGCAGCUAGCUGCAGUGGAGAAAGAGGGCACAGCUCAGAGUAAGCAAGUGGAUAGGCUGAAGGAGGUGGUAGUUAAAGCUAAGGAGCUGGAGAGGGAGAACAAGGAGCUGCAGAAACAGGCGACUAUUGAUAAGAGGACUCUGGCUACUCUGAGAGAGGAGCUGGUGUCAGAGAAGCUGAGUGUUCAGCAGCAGAGUGUCGAGUUAGAGAGGCUCAAUGAAGAACUGGAGAAGAUUGGACUGAACAAAGAAAAACUACUGCAGCAAGAGCACACACUGGAGGACAGUAGGUACAGGCUGCUGGAAUCUCGUCUGGAGGAAACUGUCCAACAAACAAUGAAGAUUAAAGAAGAGAAAAUUUCUUCUCUGGAAAAGAAAGUGGAAGAGAGCAACGCACUCAGCGCUACACUACGCACCGAACUAGCUACUGCUCGUCAGACAGUGUCUACUCUACGUCAGCAACAGGAGGAGGAAGCAAACCACAACUUCCAGCAGCACUCUGGCAACGACCGGGGUCAAGGGUCAGCCACCGCUGAACUGCUACGAAUCAAAGAUCAUCUUAUUGACAUAGAAAAGAAUAAUGCCUCCCUGCAGACGGAGAGCAGUUUAUUGAAGGAGCAGCUCAAACAGCUGGAUAACCAGAACACAGCUCUGAACAACCAGAUGGUGGCACUGCAGCGACACACCACCACCCUGCAGGAGCAGAAUUCAGCUUUACACACACAGACAGCCAAACUACAGGUGGAGAACUCCACGCUCUCCUCCCAGAGUGCAUCUCUCAUGGCCCAGAAUGCUGUGCUGCAGGGCCAAGUCACCGCCUUGGAGACAGAGGUAGAGUCGUGGCAGCGGCAGCGCGAGGAGGCGUGGCGGGGCAGAGAAAGCGUGCUCAGCGACCACGAACGCCUACUGAGCGUCCACGAGAGGCAAGCGCACGAGUACGAGCAGCUAAUCAGCCAGCACACUACACUGAAAGGAAAACAGAGGGCGCUAGAGGGUGAACACCGGACGCUACACAGCAAGUAUUGUAUUUUGCUGCAGCAGAAAGAGAAAUGGGAGGAACAAGAGGGGCGUGGUCGGAAAGAGAAGGAAGAACAAAACCAGCAGAUCCAGAAGAAUCGGCUACUACAGCAAGAGAAUCUGCAGUUAAAAACAGAAGUGGACAGAUUGACAGAGAGCCAGUCGCAUCAGUCAGAGCAAUAUGAGGGGCUCCAGCAGCGCACAAACGAACUCAAGAGCUCAUUAAGCUCCGCCCAGCAGGAAUUGAGUCAGUGGAUGGCACGAUAUGAUUCGCUAAUGGAGCAACACCAGGGUCUGGAUCUAACCAUGACCAAACUAGACAACCACUGUGAGCUUUUGAGUCGACUGAAAGGAAACCUGGAAGAGGAGAACCACCACCUCCUAAGUCAGAUCAACCUGCUAAGUCAGCAGAACCACACUCUGCUGGAGAGGAGCAUGGAGAGCAAAGAGCUGUAUCACCAGGAACAGAAACUAUACAUUGAUAAGCUGAACGCUCUACGCCGUCAGAAAGAAAAACUAGAGGAGAAGAUCAUGGACCAGUACAAGUUCUACGACCCCACACCCAAAAAGAGGAGUCAGUGGUCCGGAGCCAAAGCUUUAGUCAAACUGAUUAAACCCCGAAAGGAGAGCAGCAGGGAGCGAGCGGGUGACCGAGACAAGGAAGGAGGCAAAGAGAGAGAACGAGCGAAGAGCGCCCCAGACAUUCCUCUACCCGCCCCACCUCCCCUUCUGCCCCCUGAAACUCCACCCCCACUCCCCCAGAGGACGGCAAGCGACACGCAGGACGGCAGCCAUGCCCAUAGUAACCAUAGUAACCAUAGCAACCACACCACCAGCCCCAGCAUGGGACCCCAGAGUCCAGCACUCACGCCCAUCAGCCGAGGUUUGACUGACAGGAGCCGGGGUGUUUAUCGUAGCAGUACUCCAGGAGGCAGCAAUGAGAGUAUCAAUGGAGAAGAUGGACAUGGACAAGUUCAGUCCCUUAAAGCUCUUAGUUCCACUCCGAGCCACCAGUCAUCCUCAGCAGGCCUAACCAACAGCUCCAGACUGGGACAAGGUCCCAGCCGCAGGCCCAGAGGUCUGUUAUUUGAUGAAGACUCUCGCCACAACACCUCCGACUCAGUGUUUGGUCACCAUGGCAACACGGGAGGUCGCCCAGGGUCGGCAGACUUUAGCCACAACACCUCCAGCUCCAACUCACCUGUUAACUGCAGAGACUCGUCAGAUCGUCAGGGUCGCUCAGCCAGCCUCUCUAGUGAUGAUGUCAUGGGUCUCAGCCAAUCACAACAGACCCUGUCACGUAGUUCCACACUUCCAUACGACCACGCACACCAGAGGGCCCAACCACAGCGUGGAGUCGGCAUUAGGACCAAGGCCCGCCCAUCUUCUCCUGGAAGUGAGAUGGUGACGCUGGAACAGUUUCUACAAGAGAGCAACAUACAGUCACCUCCGAUGGUGUCUACAGGAAGCAGGGAGGACCUGAUGGCAGACUAUUUCACCAGAAGUCCCGCCCCCUCUACACCAGCUGGCAGAGACCAGGUGACUCCCACCAGCUAUGUCACGCCCACUGUGCAGUCAUCCAACCAGAGGCCGGGUCAGAGUGUCAAGCCCUCGCCCCGCCAGCCUGUGGGCCAGUCCCCAGCCUCAGGCCAGCCCUCCACCCAGAGAACCAGCCAAUCACUGAGCAGGGCUUUCAGCCUGGCCUCGGCUGAUUUGCUGCGCUCCAACGGACCAGACAGCUUCCAUGGCAAUGAAGGCCAAUCAGACGUGGUCGUUCGUAGACAAGGGGGAGGGGCUGGGAGAGAACGGCCUCUCUCCGCUCGCCUGGCCGGUCCGACCAAUCAGCACGGAGAUGGCAGCUUUCUAAACCCGCCUAUUCACCAUUCGUCCUCUCUCAAUCUGCAAACAGAGAGGUACGGAGAGCGCGAGAGAGAGCGAGGCAGGACUGCCGUCUCUCGGAACGGCCCCUCCUCAUCCUCCCCCUACCACCACCAUGGGGAGGUCGCCAUGGUAACCCCCGUCAGAGCCGUGCCCGCUAUGCGGCCCGAAGAAGCCUCUGAGCCUGGAGAGGUGUUAAGGGACGGGCGGUCAGGUGACUCCUCCCACUUAAAGAAAGAAAGCGAGAGAGCCAGGUGUGGCUCUGUCGAACGCCCGAAAAGCACGCCAGCUUCCCCCGACCCCAACAACGACCCCCAGACUGUGUGGUAUGAGUACGGCUGUGUCUAAACACUGCAACUAAUGGACGUCUAUGGGUGUGGCUGUGUCUAAAGACAGAAACCAAAUACUCAAGAAAGUCCAAACCUUAGACACAAGACAUCAGUCUCUGGACUGUGCCCUUUGUGUUGUGGAUAAAUAACUCUUUACUGUUAAGCGUUGCUCAAAUAUAACAUCAAUUGGAAAUCGGUCUAAAUCCUGGAAAGCAAAGCCACAUUUAAACAAAUCUCUGCAUGAAGGAGUUCAGUCUGUAUUUUGUGGGACAAACGUUUGUAGAUGAACAAACACCUCCUGCCAACAGGAGCUGAGGAGCUGCCACAAACAAACACGUUUCACCUCAAUCACACCUCAACUGCUGGAUCUGUGGAGUCCAUUUCCUCUCACCUUUUCAUCACAAGCUGAAUCUCUCUGAGGCGGAUGCAAUAUGGAUUUAACCUCAGUGACUGAUGGUCUUUUUAAGGAUUUAGACUUGAACGCCACAACACUAUAGAUGGUCUCUGAGAAUGCUGGAAUUCAUUGGCCUCUGCUGUUUUUAUUAUCACCGUGUUUACUAUGAUUCAGCAAGCAGCCUGAGCCCUCAGGAGGGUUUUUUCCUGGGGCAAAGGAAACACCAACAUUUUUUUUUUUUUUUUUAAGAAAAGGUGUUGCUAUUACUGAAAAAAUGAAUUGUUGAUGCUAUGACCAGAUGAUGGUCCAGAUGUUGUAAUGUGUGUGCUAAUUUUAACACAUACAGAAAUGGAGAUGGAAGCUGAGAUGUGAUGAGAUGAUGAGUGUCUAAAUCCAUAACACUUUAAUCCUGCAGGAACAGAGGACAAGUGCUACAGCGGACCAGAAUAUUAAGGAUGGGCUUUGUCUAUGAGCUGGAACUAUUUGACUGUUGACCGACACACUGUCUGGCCCUACUAAUGGAUGCCACCAAUUCUGCAAAACUGUACACCAGGAAUUAGCCAACUCCGAGAGGGGUGACUGAACUAAAGCCAAGGCGACCAGAAGCACCAGAGCGACUGAAUGUAUCAGAUUUCUCCUCCUUUUUCUGUCCUCCUCCUCUCCUCUGUUAUCUAGAACAAACACUGGAAGAGACGAGAGAUGAGGGAAGGAAACGGAGGAAUUCAAGCGAAGAGAGUGGAAGCAAGUGAAGGAGAAAGGGGGUAGAGAGAGAGAGAAUAAAUGGAGGGAUGCUGGGAUAGAGAGAGUGGUGGACAGAGGGAGAGACGGAUAUAGUGAUGGGAGGACAGAUAGAUAAACAGGACAGAGACAGAGGGACUCCUCCCAGUUAAAUUACAGUGUUUCUCCCUCCAUCUUUAGAUUCUGUCCCAGCAUGCAACACUCUUGACACUUUACUGGAAAUGUUGUUUGGCCCGAGCCAACAAACACACACACCGACACUAUG